Messenger RNA from Caenorhabditis bovis, 1176 nucleotides. NCBI's taxonomy places the organism in Eukaryota, Metazoa, Nematoda, Chromadorea, Rhabditida, Rhabditidae. The record is from the annotation of a GenBank genome assembly.
AUGGCCAAAUUCGAGGAUUUCUUCACACCUGUCUCUGAAUUGGCUGAAAAGGAGCCACAAACUGGAAAAUCUAAUAUUGGCAAAUAUGAGGAAGACGUGAAACCGAGGAAUAGCAUCGAGACCUUCUUGACCAAAACGCCAAUGUCGGUGAUGGAAGAGGGCUCGAAAGCGUCAUAUCAGCAAUCAAUACAAUGGCAAACCAGGGAGCUUCCAUUAUCGAAUAAUGCCAUCGAAUUCGAGAUGAUUUGCACACUCGCUGAAAUUAAAGCAUCAGGAAGGGGCAAUAGCAAAAAGAUAGCGAAACACAGAGCAGCAAUCAAGUAUUUGCACGAAGCAAUCGAUAGGGGACGUAAAGAUGAAUUUUUUAUUCCCGGCGAGACUGUGGCAGACGCUCACAAGAAUGUGGAUCAACUCGCCGAGCUUCACGAUGACAAACGGUCUAUUGUGGCGGCGUCGCAAGAAUUUUCGGUGAAUUUGAACGACGAAAUUCCGACGGCCGACAAAAUUCCCGUUGAAGGGAAAGCCAAUGAAAAUUGGGUUGGAAAAUUGCAAGAAUUUCUGGCCAAGAACAAACUGCAAGCGGCAGAGUAUCUAACGACCGAAGAAGGCACUCCAAAUGACAGAAGGCACAUUGUGACAUGCAUCGUUGGAAAGCAAAAAACCCGUGGAAGAACUGGAAAAAAGAUGGCGGCGAAGGCGAUUUCCUCGUACUUGAUGCUGGAAAUCUUGAAGAAGAAUGUUGAAGAUAUGGAUAAGGAGAUGUGCCUAGAGGGAGAAGUUGAAGAAGAAUUCGUUGACCUCGAUGAGAAGCGACGAAGCGAGUUGGCGGAGCUUGAAAUACAAGAGAAGGAUGCGCAGGCCGCGUUGGUGAAGCUGCUAUCGGAUAGCAAACGAUUCUCAUCGUUUAAUUAUCAAUACCUAUUGCCAUCGGUCAAUGAUAUCGGAGUUCAUCAAGUUCUUCUUGAAAUCAAGGUUGGAAUUGUUUCACAGGAUGAAGCUGAGGAGCUUGAAGUUGGAGCAGAACACACGCAAACUGAGAAGAUCGCCAGAAAAGACCGAAGACGAGACCUUGACAGUAGCCCGUUUGUAUUUUGCGGUGCGGGACCCACCGAAGAGGACGCGAAGAAUUCGGCGUGUCAAUCGGCUCUUAUUCACUUCAACACGUAUUCAUUUUAA